Debaryomyces hansenii CBS767 is the source of this 2469-nucleotide messenger RNA. RefSeq lists its product as uncharacterized. NCBI's taxonomy places the organism in Eukaryota, Fungi, Ascomycota, Pichiomycetes, Serinales, Debaryomycetaceae. The record is from RefSeq and is a predicted model, not a curated record. The transcript has a single exon. The coding region runs from base 1 to 2469 and encodes 822 amino acids.
AUGGCGUCGGAAGACUUAGUUCAACUUCUUAAUGAACUUUCAAUUAGAGAAAAUGAAUUUGAUGAAGCAAAAAUGGUGUUACAAGGUGAUUCAACAGGUGUUAAAGAUUUAAAAAAGACUUAUGAAAUCCUCUUAAAAUGUUCCCAAAUACCGAAACUAUCCGAUAAUAUUUAUGAAAUUAUAGACGAGGAUAUGCUGAAGUUCAUGUUUGGGUUGCAGGUCAUGGAUGAUUCGAGAGGAAUUAUUUUUAUCAAUACCAUUAAGUCUAAUGUUGCAAACGAAGACUUAGAGAAAACAAUCCUCAAGACAUUGAGCCUAAUUCAGACGAUACUCAAAAGGAAUGACAGCUUGGGCGAUAUAGUAUUUUACUUAUCCCUAUACUUUGCCAUAAUUUCAAACUUUAAUUUGUCGAAUCCUCAACAUGUAUCGCUAAUGCUUCAAUAUUUAAAUCCAUUUCACAACCAAACUAACGAAGAAAAGGCACACGAAGUGUACUCUUUGGUACUAGUUAUUAUUAUAAAGAAUAUAGAAUUGCUGGCUAAAAAGACUACUGAAGUCAUUUCGAGUUACCUAGAAAUAUUGGUUGAUAACGAGCCGGAUAAAAUAUCAAUGGCUAGUUUUUUGAAUUUAGUAAAAUCCUUGGAAUCUCUUUUUCCUAUUGUGCCAUCGGUAUCACAAACCAUAUAUAUGAGUGAAAGUUGCAAAGGGAUAAUAUUAUUUCAAGUUUCAAAAAUGUCUUCCACAUCGUUAGAGUAUACGAGUAAUCAGCUUAUUACGACUGAAAUAUUAAAACUUGUCACCAGCUCGUGCAUCAACGAGCAAUGCCGUUUAUUCAACUAUAAUAAUUAUCUUGAGUUGUUGAAAAUUGGAACUAAAUUGCAGGGUGAAAAUGUCUUAGGGAUAAGACUUUUAUCGUCAUUAGGUAUUAUAAAGCUCUGGAAUUUUAUUCAAUUGGAAAAAGAUCUGAGAAAAGAUUCAGGUAUAAACAUGUCUGACCUAUCAGAUAUUUUGAUAAGUUACUUGAGAUCCUCUGAGUCUAGGGAGAACGAAGUAUAUCUAGAGUAUUGUAUUGAGGGAUUAGCUUAUUUAAGUUUGAAUACGUCUAUCAAACAGAAAUUAAGAAAUGAUGAAACCUCGAUUGAAAACAUACUAAUUAUAUUGAAAAAGGAAACAGAAAUAAAUGACAAAAUUUUAUUGGCUAAUUCUUCGUUGGUUUAUGGGCUUUUGUUAAUCUUAUCGAACUUAACAAAAUUAAAAGAUGUUGCUGCCAAUUCUCAAAAGAAAACAACCAACUAUUUAAAAAGCUUUGCAACGCCUAAUAAUAUAAAUAACAGCGAAGAUGAAAAUCAGGAGAGCAUCUACAAUUUCAGUCGUUCCUUAUUAAAUGACUACAAAAUUGUAGAGAUCAUGUCUAAAAUAAAAGUUUUUAAAUCCCAAGAUUCUGCAGGUCAUAAUAAUGAUAAUAUAAUAUCUCAAGUCAUUACAGUAAUUUCUAUGAUAUCUUCAAAUCAAGACAGAUCUACAAGACAGGAGCUCAUUAAACAAGGUGCAUUGAAUAUCGUCUUAGAUUACCUCAUUAAAAAUAGUGUUGUAAAGAAAACAUUGGGAAAUGAGACGAGACCAAGUAGCUUAAAUGAUGAACUAGUUGAGACCAGACUUUUGGCUUUGAGAUCCUUAGCAAGGAUUUUGAUUUCAGUUAACCCUGCAUUAGCCUUUAAUAAAUAUGAUAUCAAAACAUGCUUACCAUUUUUGAUAGAAUUGCUAGGGCCCGAUAUCUCUCAGUACACUGGGUCUCUUGAAGAUGUUGGAGAUGAAAAAUAUUUAUAUGACGGUGUUAGCAAUUUGGAUAAAUAUGAAUCAUUACUUGCAUUAACAAACAUCUCGACUGUUCAUGUCAAGAAUGCAACUAACGAAUUGAGACAGUUAAUAAUAUCGAAAAUUUUCGAUAAGUAUUUGGACAAUUUUAUUAUAGAUUCUGAUUUACCGCAAAUCCAGAAAGCUGCAUGGGAAUUAAUUUCUAAUCUAAUAACUGAGCCGAGUUUAUUAGUCAAAUUUUUUAAUAUAGAGAAACAAGAAAACUUAAAAAGGUUACAGUUGUUAAUUAAGCUUUUGGAUUCAACAGAUGAACUGUUUCAAACAGUAAUUGGUGGUCUACUAGCAAAUGCAACCUCUGAGUUUGAAAUGAUUUCCCAAAUAUUAGUUCAGAAUGUCACCUUGAAUGAACGUUUGUUGUCUAUAUUAACAAAUAUUUUUGAGAAUCAAAAUUCGAAUAAUGAUUUAUUAUUGAGAGCAAGCUAUAUAUUAUUAAACUUAGUAUAUUCUGCAUCAAGCUUGGACGCCAAAUAUUUAGACAAGUUUAGAGAAAAUAGAAAACUAAAGGGAUCUCUAGGUUUGGCUUUGCGCUCGAAUAAAAAUAAGGAAAUUUUAGAAAUGAUAAUUGAAAUAAUUAAAUUAGUUAAUUUUAAAUAA